CUUGAAUCCCUCGAAGUGGUGCAGGGUUCGGUUUAGAGGACAUCACGGAAGGUUACUGGAUCCGAGUCGGGUAAGCUGCGAAACACCGGCGAUCGCCUAAAUCUUAGAAAGCGCAAUCGGGUUUUAGCGCGAUUAUUAUCCCAGCAUGACUGAUUCCGUGGUGGACUCGAAGUCGGAGGUGAAGCAGGCCAGUAAAGAAUUUAAGGAGAGCGAGAAUGUGGCGGAGAAGUACUCGGCGCUGACUGUGAGCAAGAAGAGCGAGCCGAGCGCAGGCGAGCUGCCCGCCGCAUUCACUGCGGUCAGCACUCACAAGAGCCUCAAGAAGCAGAUUCAGUUCGCCAAUCAAGAAGAUAAGCAGGAGUUCAGCAAGUUCCCAACUAAGACGGGCCGCCGCUCGCUGUCCAGAUCCAUCUCCCAGUCCUCCACGGACAGCUACAGCUCUGCUGCUUCAUACACAGACAGCUCAGAUGAUGAGACAUCUCCUCGAGAGAAGACUCAGGUCAACUCUAAAGGUAGCAGUGACUUCUGUGUCAAGAACAUAAAACAGGCUGAGUUUGGCCGUAGGGAGAUCGAGAUUGCAGAGCAAGAUAUGUCUGCUCUGAUCUCAUUGAGAAAGAGGGCUCAAGGAGAGAAGCCUCUCGCCGGGGCCAAAGUGGUCGGCUGCACCCACAUCACUGCACAGACAGCAGUCCUCAUUGAGACAUUGGUGGCUUUGGGUGCUCAGUGUCGUUGGGCUGCGUGUAACAUCUACUCCACUCAGAAUGAGGUGGCUGCUGCCCUGGCAGAAAUGGGAGUGGCUGUUUUUGCUUGGAAAGGAGAGUCCGAGGAUGAUUUCUGGUGGUGUAUUGAUCGCUGUGUAAACACCGAAGGCUGGCAGGCAAACAUGAUCUUGGAUGAUGGUGGUGACCUCACACACUGGGUAUAUAAAAAGUACCCCAGCGUCUUUAAGAAGAUCCAAGGCAUUGUGGAGGAGAGCGUUACUGGAGUUCAUAGACUCUACCAACUCUCUAAAGCUGGAAAACUGUGUGUCCCUGCCAUGAAUGUCAAUGACUCUGUCACUAAGCAGAAGUUUGACAACCUUUACUGCUGCAGGGAGUCCAUCUUGGAUGGUCUUAAGAGAACCACAGAUGUGAUGUUCGGAGGGAAGCAGGUGGUGGUUUGUGGUUAUGGAGAGGUGGGAAAGGGUUGCUGCUCUGCUCUGAAAGCUUUGGGAGCCAUUGUUUGUGUAACUGAGAUUGACCCUAUUUGUGCCCUCCAGGCCUGCAUGGAUGGCUUUAAAGUUGUCAAGCUGAAUGAAGUUGUGCGUCAAAUGGACAUGGUGAUCACGUGCACAGGAAAUAAAAACGUGGUAACCCGAGAGCAGCUGGAUCGCAUGAAGAACGGCUGCAUUGUGUGUAAUAUGGGGCACUCGAACACAGAGAUUGAUGUGGCAAGUCUCAGGACACCAGAGUUGACGUGGGAGAGAGUGCGCUCUCAGGUAGACCAUGUCAUCUGGCCUGAUGGGAAACGGGUCAUCCUGCUGGCAGAGGGGCGGCUUUUGAACUUGAGCUGUUCCACCGUGCCCUCGUUUGUGCUUUCCAUCACAGCCACAACGCAGGCUCUUGCAUUAAUAGAGCUGUACAAUGCACCAGAGGGCCGCUACAGACAGGAUGUUUACCUGCUGCCCAAGAAGAUGGAUGAAUAUGUGGCUAGUUUGCAUCUGCCUAACUUUGAUGCUCACCUUACGGAAUUGUCAGAUGAACAGGCCAAGUAUAUGGGCCUUAACAAGAAUGGACCUUUUAAGCCAAACUACUACAGAUAUUAGUUUGUACGAGUGACAAAGACCUUCAUCUGGGAUGAAGAGACCUGCAUUAUUCAACGAGCCAAGAGAUUUAUUUUCUAUUUACUGUCCAUUUCUAAAAGAAAAACGAAACCUUGAUUUUAAGUGAAUGUUAUUAUACUGUCCUUAGACAUCCAAUAAUUGAUUGUCAUACCUAUAGCUAUACCCAUAAUUAUAGUCUUCUAGCACUUCAUUAGAGUAACUUAUUCUGUAUUGAUUUGUUAUAUUUAAAUCAUAUUAUAAGAGGACCAUGUCUUUUAAACUGUGCCAUGUAUGGGUGGUGGUGAAGAGAUCUUGGGAACAUGUUCCGGGACAAUAAUCCUAUUUUUCACUUUGUUGUCAUUUUAGUUCUUAUAUUAUAUGUGUUGUGUGCAUAAUCCUUAUGCUAAUGAAAAACCAAAAACAAAAAAGUCCACACACUGAAUUGUGAACCAAUAAUUAUCUCAUAAUUAUUACUCAUCCCCCUGACAAAACACAUUUUGUGGAUCAAAUCAUUAAUAAUAAUAAAUUUUUGGGGGUAGGAUUUUUUUUUUUUAAAUAAAUGCUUUUCUAGCACUUUUAUCAUUGUAAUAUGCAAACCAUUUUUUUUCUAAAUAAUAUUUUUAAAAACAUACAUAAGAGUCCUAUAGAAUUAUUUCAGGCCUACUUUGUCUUUGCUAUACAGUACUGUGCAAAAGUUUUAUGCACUCUGUGUUUUUAUUAUGAACUUCAUUAUAGAUAUUACUUUAUUACUGAGUGAGUACGAAAUCAAUCUGAUUUUCAAAUAUCAUUACUCAACCACAAAAUUAAAAGUAACAAAAAAUAUUUGUAUGUCUGAAAAAAGCAGCAUAUUAUAUGAGCGACCACUUUUUUGACAAAGAAGAAAAAAAGAAGGCUGCUAAGUUUUAAAUACAAAAGGAAGCAGGUGCAACAGCCAAAGUCCUCAGAAAAGCUGUGCAUGGUACUUAGUAAAAAUUAGUGGCCAAUUUCCUCAAAAAACUGCACAAAUUGUAUGUGACACUCAAGGGUCUUCAAAGUGUUGUCACACAAAAUACUGACUUUGUUUCAUUAAUUACUGUUUAUAUAUAUAUAUAUAUAUAUAUAUAUAUAUAUAUAUAUAUAUCAAAUUAUAAAAUUAAUUUUUUGAAGGCCUUUCUGCUCUACAGUCUUUAUUUGCAUGUACGUAAAACUUUGGCGCAGUACUGUAUGUUUAUUACUCCCAAGGGCUAGAAUGCUUAGAUGCUGGAUACACACUUAUAAACACUGGGAGUAUUAGAACAAUACACAGCCUGCAUGACAUUUAUACGGCCUCCUCCAACAUUAUUUAAAUAAUAUUUUGUGGCCUUUAGCAAAAUUUUUGUUUUCUAAUUAUAAUUACUAGUUCAGCAAGUUCAUUACUAUCCAGUAAUAGUAAUGACAAUUAUUAAUUAUCAUUAUUAAUAGUAACGAUAAUUACUGUUAGUAAUUAGACUUAUCUCAGCCAAGCACUUUUGCACCAGGCAAUUAUGCUAAUUUUUGCUACCUAAAUUUUAAGUAAUUUUUGCAGGCAAACAUUAGUGACAUCUUAGUGUCUAAAUAUACACACACUUACAAAACAAUAUAAAAAAUCAGUGAAAUGAUCUUAAACAAAUACUAUCACUGUGAUUGGGUAGGCCUGCACAUUUAACUACCAGUUCUAACUUGUUAAUGUGUUUUUCUUUUAUUAAAUAACAUUCCCUGCCUUGUUUAUCAUUAAAUGUUUGUUCUGUUCCAAAUCUGAA
Messenger RNA from Clarias gariepinus (North African catfish), 3558 nucleotides. It is a transcript of the gene ahcyl1, whose product is annotated as adenosylhomocysteinase-like 1. Bases 146 to 1804 code for a protein of 552 amino acids. Gene Ontology annotation, cellular component: cytosol. Gene Ontology annotation, biological process: L-methionine cycle. The transcript has 17 exons. The record is from RefSeq and is a predicted model, not a curated record. NCBI's taxonomy places the organism in Eukaryota, Metazoa, Chordata, Actinopteri, Siluriformes, Clariidae.